Ciona intestinalis (vase tunicate) is the source of this 347-nucleotide messenger RNA. NCBI's taxonomy places the organism in Eukaryota, Metazoa, Chordata, Ascidiacea, Phlebobranchia, Cionidae. The record is from RefSeq.
AUCUCAACGAAAUGGAUCGAAAGAUUGUUUUUGCUCUUCUUCUCUUGGUGUCUCUCAACGUUUCUACGGUUUAUGGAUGGAGUUCUCUUGGUCGCUCUCUACUCCGCUUAACGCAUGCACUUAAACCUUUAGCUCGCCGAUCAGGGUGGGAUCAACGAGCUGCUUCUUUGAACUUUGCUCCAGAAAUUGAGGAUGAAUUAGAAGCGUCUGAGAUGGAUCGUAUCAUGCAACAAAUGGCAGACGAAAAACAAGACUAGUGCGGGUGGAAUAAGAGUCAACCAUUCAGUGAGGGUGAACUUGUCAUUGAACGAAACAAAGUGUUAAACCAAUAAACGGAAAUAAAAUGU